AUGACGCCAGAGUGGUCGCCUGAGCACCGCCGCCUCCUCAGCCCCCCUCCGGCCGCGACAAGCACGCCUGCACCGGCCACCACGGACGCCGCUGCCGUGUCCUUGCCAGACGACGUCGUCUCUGACAUCCUCUCCAGGCUGCCGGUGAAGUCCGUGAGUCGUCUCCGGUGUGUCUGCAGAGGGUGGCGCGCCAUCGUCUCCGACCCGGGCUUCGCCGCCCUGCAUAGAUCUCGCCAGGCCGAGCCCCUCAUCAUUGCCAGCGUCUACCAGGAAUACCCCUGGGGAUCCCGCGACCUGCAGCUCAUGGACAUGGACGGCAAUGUUGUGAAGGUGAUCAAGGGCGGAGGAAGCAUCGGGCUGCUCUCCACAAGCAUGGACGUCAUAGUCUGUGUUACCGAUGCUUUCUCCUAUGACGCUCACGUGGUUGACCUUGCCACGGGGGAUGUGCUCGAUAAAAGGUGCUCACAUGCUGCAUGUUUCAUGAAUUCUGUAUACAAGUACAACUACAAGUAUCUCGAGAAAAAAAAGUACAACUACAAGCAUUUGUUUUUUGCGGGUAAACUACAAGCAGCUAAUUGA
Molecule: messenger RNA, 579 nt
Organism: Aegilops tauschii subsp. strangulata
Lineage: Eukaryota; Viridiplantae; Streptophyta; Magnoliopsida; Poales; Poaceae
Source: RefSeq, a predicted model, not a curated record